Molecule: messenger RNA, 5830 nt
Organism: Andrographis paniculata
Lineage: Eukaryota; Viridiplantae; Streptophyta; Magnoliopsida; Lamiales; Acanthaceae
Exons: 20
Coding region: 27-4235 (1402 amino acids)
Biological process (GO): tRNA methylation
Cellular component (GO): cytoplasm
Molecular function (GO): protein binding
Source: RefSeq, a predicted model, not a curated record
ACCCUUAAUUAGUGCUAAAAUCAGACAUGGGUAAACAAAGCCUGAAAUCUUACUCCCCACAGCGCCUAGCGACCAUGAACGCCGCCGAACAUUGCCAGUAUCUCCGGCGCGGGCAGUAUCUGGGCGAAAUAUCAGCCCUUUGCUUUCUCCAUCUUCCUUCUCAUCUCUGCAAUCUUCCAUUACUUUUAGCUGGAACUGGCUCGCAGAUUCUGGUGUACGAUUUGCUGUCUGAAAAGAUCAUAAGAUCAUUUGAAGUCUUUGAAGGGAUUCGUGUUCAUGGGAUUGCUUUGGAUAAUUUUAAUGAACAACUACAGGGUUUCCUUGGUUUCCGGCUUGCUUCAUUCGGCGAAAGGACUGUGAAGCUUUUCAACCUACAAAUUCUACCAGGCAAUGGAGAGAACCCCAUUCUAGAUAUAAAACUGUCCCUUAUUUGCUCGCUGCCGAAAUUUGGUCAUUGGGUAUUGGACGUAUCCUUCUUGAAGAGGGAUGGUGCAACUUCAACUGAGAAUGCAUGUUUUCUUGCCAUUGGAUGUAGCGACAAUUCUGUGUCUUUCUGGAAUAUUUUGACGCAUAAUAUGUUUUCUAAGGUCACGUGCGCAGAGAGGUGCCUAUUGUACUCCAUGAAGAUGUUGGGAAGUGAAAUUAAAUCUCUAAUCAUUGCGUCUGGCACUAUCUUCAAUGAGAUUGUUGUUUGGAAGGUGGUUUUACAGAAUCAAUCUACAAUCUUCACAGGUCAUGAGGAAUAUUGCAACUUUCUAGCUAAUGAGGGGGACGACAACACCCUUGCUCAUCCCAAGUACAGAGAUGCUUUUAUGUGUAGGCUUGUAGGACAUGAAGGUUCAAUCUUCCGCAUUGCAUGGUUCUCUAACGGAACAAAGCUUGUUUCUGUUUCUGAUGAUCGUAGUGCUCGCAUUUGGGAAGUUACUACUGAGAGAGAAGUUUCAUACAAGGCCAUGCAAGGUGGGAUCAGUUAUUUUGCGGGCCCUGUUUUGUUUGGGCACAGUGCCAGAAUUUGGGACUGCUGUAUAUUUGACUCUGUAAUCAUCACUGCUGGUGAGGACUGUACAUGCCGUGUUUGGGAUCAUGAUGGAAAAGAGCUUACUAAGAUGAAGGAGCACACUGGGAGGGGAGUCUGGCGAUGUUUGUAUGAUCCAAGGUCUUCACUUCUUGUCACUGCUGGUUUUGAUUCUGCAAUAAAGGUUCACCAGCUGUUUACAUCUUCUAAAGGAUCAGAACAAACUAUUGCAUCACAGGAUUUAAGUGGCAGAAAGGAAGUGUUUUCUCUUAUCCUACCCAAUUUUUCUAUGGAAGGUGGACUGAUGGACAGCAAAAGUGAAUAUGUCCGUUGCCUGCAUUUUGCACGUGAAGAUUCUCUUUAUGUUGCUACAAACAAUGGCUACCUGUACCAUGCUACUCUGUAUAAUGUCGGGCCAGUUAAGUGGACUGAACUUGGACGCAUCAGUGAGGAAGCUCCAAUAAUUUGUGUGGACAUAAUGUCAAAAGGCCCUGACAGUGCUGGUAGAUGUGAAGAUUGGAUUGCUGUUGGAGAUGGUAAAGGUAUCAUGACAAUCAUCCAGGUUCUUGGAGCUGGCUCUGAUCGGAAAGUUGAAGUUACUUUCACUUGGCCAGUUGAAAAGGAGAGGCAUCUCUUGGGCAGUUACUGGUGUAAAUCAUUGGAAAAUAGAUUUAUCUUCACUGCUGAUCCUGGUGGUAGAUUAAAGAUGUGGAAGCUAUGCUGCACGAUGUCUUCUGACUCUAAAAUUCCUCAAGGAAAUUCUGGUUUAUUUUUUAUGGCAGAAUAUACAUCGUGCUUUGGAAUGAGGAUAAUGUGUGUGGAUGCGUCACUUGAUCAGGAGUUAAUAGUGUGCGGGGACAUUCGGGGUAAUCUUCUGCUGUUUUCUCUUCCCAGAAGUCUAGCCUGUGGUUCUUUUCUUUCCACAGAGGUGAAGAAGACACCCACGUUAAAUUAUCUCAAAGGUGUUCAUGGAGUAUCAACUGUGAACAGUGUUUUUAUAUCUUCUGUGUCACCUGAUCAAGUUGAGAUCCGCUCGACAGGAGCAGAUGGAUGCAUAUGUUACCUGAAGCAUGACAGAGAGCUGCAUGAUCUGGAGUUUAUUAGAAUGAAACAAGUAAAAGAACUAAGUGCAAUUCGAUCUGUCUACACCACUGGUGUGCAUUCUGAUGAUUCUGCUGUUGGAAACUAUGCAGUUGGUUUUUCCUCUACAAAUUUCAUUAUAUGGAAUUUAAUUUCAGGGACCAAGGUGCUUCAAAUCACAUGUGGUGGGUGGCGGCGCCCCCAUUCAUAUUAUCUUGGUGUGUUGCCUGAGAUGAACAGUUGCUUUUCUUUUGUUAAGGACAAUGUCAUAUAUAUUCACAGGCACUGGGUGCCGGGAACAGGUCGAAAGAUAUAUCCUCAGAAUCUCCAUUUGCAGAGUCAUGGGCGGGAGAUACACUCAUUAUGUUUUAUUAACAAAUUUUUUGUUUGUAAUUCAUACAAAGAUCAGGAUUUGGUUCCUGAAUCUAGCUGGAUUGCAACUGGUUCUGAAGAUGGAUCUGUGCGAUUGAUUAGGUAUGAACCAGUCAUGGACAACUGGUCUUCUUCCCAGUACCUUGGAGAACAUGUGGGUGGCUCAGCUGUGCGAUCAAUAUGCUCUGUAUCAAGGAUGCAUAUAUUCAUGCUUGAUUCUGCCAACAUACCAAAUGCACCUUACAGACAGAAUGGAGCUGCAGAGGAUGAAAAUCCUUCCAUAUUAAUAUCUGUUGGUGCUAAAAGGGUUAUAACUGCAUGGAAACAACUGAGCAGUCAAAUAUCGGAUGCUUUGAGUGGUUCUUCCGCAUCUAAAUCACCAUUUUCCUUCCAAUGGCUCUCAACUGAUGUUCCUGGGAAACGCACUAGUUCUGUGAAAAAGAAUGACACUGAGGAAUUUAUUGAAACAGUCAAUGAUCCUAGCACAUCCACAUCAGAUGCUAUUUCUAUUAACUCAUGUUUGUCUGGAUAUAGGAAUUUGGAGUCAAACAUCUGCCUUGAAGAUAGUCUUGAUCAUGACUGGAGAUAUCUAGAUAUUACUGCUUUUCAUGUUAAAGAGGCUGGAUCCAGAGUUUCCACCUGCUUUAUUCUUGUCGCUUGUUCUGAUGCUACAGUUACACUAAAGGCUCUUGUAUUACCUUUUCGGCUUUGGUUUGAUGUUGCUUUGCUGUGCUCCUUAUCGUCAUCUCCUGUAUUGUCUUUGCAGCAUGUUGUCAUUCCUAAGCCUCUGUCAACUAAAGGAAAGCUACAAGUUGGAAGUCUUUACAUGGCUUUUGCUGGAUCCACUGAUGGAAGUAUUGCAAUCUGGGAUCUAACAGAAUGUGUUGAAGACUUCAUGCUGCAAAUAUCCAAACUAGAAAUGGAAAACUGCAUGAAAGUCCAAACACGACCAAAGACUGGUAGAGGAAGCCAAGGUGGUCAAAGAUGGCGAUCCAUAACGAAUGCAAGGAAUAAACCAGUUUUCUUCAAUUUGAGAGAAAAAGAUAACAAUGGUUUAGUCUCUAUUGGAAGGAAACCUGACUUUGGAAUGGAAAAUCAUGCAGUUGAAACAUCUGAGAUAUCUAUUUCCAGUAAGAGUCAUGUUUUUCUUCAAGAAGCACCCCAAACUGCAUCUGCUUCCGAAAGCAAAACAGCUGGUAUGUCAUCUGAAAAGGUUGUAUUAGAAGCUGUUUCAGUCUUAGAUGAUGUUCAUCAAUCUGGGGUCAAUUGCCUCUUUGUUUCUGACCUCAAACAGUCCGACUCUGGUGGGAUGUUAUUCCAUGUUGUGAGUGGGGGUGAUGAUCAGGCAAUUAAUUGUUUUAGAUGUGAUGUGGAAAGCAAUCCUCAGCAAAGGGAGCUCUUUCAAAAUAGGACUCUGAUAAUUAAUUGCACCACACUGGCAGGGGGUAUGAAUCACAACAAUCCCCACUGCUUAAUUCAAAACCAUCAGAUGCAAUUUUUGUCUGUGGAUAAGGUGGCCUCAGCUCACAGCUCUGCUGUCAAAGGGGUAUGGACAGAUGGUAUCUGGGUUUUUUCUGUCGGACUGGAUCAGCGCCUACGGUGUUGGAACCUUGAUCAUGGGAGACUCAUGGAGCAUGCACAUAUAAUCGUAAGUGUGCCAGAGCCAGAAGCAAUGGAUGUUAAAACAUGUGGCAGAAAUCAUUAUGAGAUAGCAGUUGCCGGAAGGGGGAUGCAGAUGAUUGAGUUUCGUCCUUCCUCUACAUUCUAACUCAAACAGGAGGGGAGGAAGAGGGCAGUGGUGCAACUGGAAGCAAGCCCAUCCGUUGGUUGGAUCGGGCACAGGCACGGGCACGGGCACAGCCACACUGCAUGCAUUGGUGGACAAGAAUAUCUCUACAACAACACAACUUUUUGUUAGAUAUGGCCUGGCCUAUGCAGGCUUUGCAGUCCUCAUCAUAUCAUAUCAUUAUUAUUAUUAUUAUUAUUGAUUCUUAUAGCUAGCACUGCUCAUCUCCGCUGAUGUUUUGUUAGAUUUUCCCGAUAAUAACAACAAAGGAUGACCGACUGACAAAUUUCUUGCCUGAUAGAUAGAUAAUACACAAAAUAACAUGUACCUACUUACUAGGAUCACUGCUGCUAGGUGGUCAGUGCACAUGCAUAUAUAUGCAUGUAAGUAAUAGAUACGCAUAUAGCAGCAACCAAUAAUUUAACCAUGGACCUGGGUGCUGGUGCUGGUAGCCAAACACAAUCUGUGUUUCGAAUACUCAAAUAUUGUGAAGAUAGCUGGAGCCUGGCCAUGGAAGGAGGCGGCCAGGCCAGGCAAGGCAUUAAUGUAUUUAUAAUCCAAACGAAAAGGAAAAUAUUAUGUGAAUGAGUGAAUGAGUCCAGUUCUAGCAGCAGCUGCUGCACACAUUGCAAAUGCAUAUGCAUCUCCGAGUGCUAUCAAACGUAAAACUCUCGUCAGGAGAGUCGAUGAAUAUUGUUCCACAUUAAAAUUUAAGUCGGAGCUCUCUUACUUUAUAAGGUGAAGGGCAUCAAUUGAUUUCUCACUUUUUUUAUGCGAAUUGAAUAGGCAGCUCUUCAUUUUAGAUUGGAAGUUCUUUCUUUUAACACAAUAUAAAUGCAAUGUAUAUGUAUACACAGAAACCACAAUACCAUAUCAUCAUUAAUUAUAUAUACGUCGGAUCUGGGUCUAAGGCCCACAAAGCAAGAGCUCGCCAAGAGAUAGAAUGAAGAACGAAGAGGACUGGGAGGUCCGACGUCCGCGAGGCAAGGCCAUGGCAAGAGAUAGAAUGAAGAACGAAGAGGACGGAGAGGUCCGAAGUCCACAAGGCAAGACCAUGCCGUGGGAUGGAAUGAAAGAUGGAGAGGAUCAGGACCUACAAGUGCAAAGAACCGAGAGACUUGCAGGGUUAGAGGAUCUCAUGUUCAACUAGGACCUUCAAAGAAGCAAAGAUCUUUUGACAGUUCUGCCCUUAUGACAAUCCGGUCCCUAAGAAAACCCAGCCUCAUGGAGACUCUUUGCUGCAGUUCGAUCCUCAAGUCCUCAAAGCCACUCGACCCUCAAGAAGAUUCGACCCUCAGGACAUCCGGUCUUCAUGACCAUCCAGCCCUCACGCCACCAAAAUUUCCACAUAAAUGGGCUUAAUCAAAGAAGAUAAGGUGGGAAAGUUGGAAUAUUAACUCCUUAAAUAGUAAAGUAUGACACAUUUUGCACACACUAUCCACUCUACAAAACACUUAUCCUUUACUUUCCUUUAUCUAGUUUGUGUUAGGUUCUUAUUGGUAAGUUUCACUGCUAACUUAUAAUUUCUAUCCUUUUUGUUAAUUCAAAUUUAUUUCAUUCCAACGCAUUUAUUUUUC